UUUCUCUGUCUAGAGUUCUCUCUCUAGAAACUUUCAGUCUCUCGUCGAGAACCGAAAGCUUUUUGAUAUUUUUUGGAGCUUUCUAAAGGCGGAGACGUCUCCUUCGCCUACCAACCUCUCCGGCUCCCAUCGAUUUGUUCGUUCUAAGUAUAAACGGGGGGUGAUGGAGGGCGCGGAGCCACCGUUCGUCGGAGCCUAUUCGGACCAGUUCGAGAGCUUCUCCGGAGGGAAGGAAGGCAAGGGGAGGAGGCUCUGGAAGCGGGUGAAGUACCAGCUGGUGGAGUACCAUUCGUUGCCCGUCUAUCUCAAGGACAACGAGUACAUAUUGCGCUACUACCGGGCUGAAUGGCCCCUGAAGCAGACCCUACUCAGCAUCUUCACCAUCCACAACGAGACCCUCAAUGUUUGGACGCACUUGAUCGGGUUCUUUCUGUUUCUUGCUUUGACCAUAUACACUGCAAUGAAGGUUCCACAGGUGGUAGAUCUCCAGUCAUUGCAACAUUUGCCAGAUGCACUAAAAAAAGCUCAUUUACAAAAGAUCCAAUCAGAAAUUAUGGCUUGUCUUCCUUCUUUGCCUCACCUACCUGAUUUGCAAAGAUUAAAAGAUGAAUUGAAGACCUCCUUGGCUUCUAUGGACAUGUUUCCAUCUCUACCCCGCUUGCACCUUCUGGAACUUCUGUCAAAUUGUUUGCCUCAGAGAUUUAGCCACACAAAUCAGACAAAUUGGAGCUUUAAAGAUGACAUGGCUAACAUGAUAGCGCCACUGCUGGUAAGGCCAAUUCCACGUUGGCCGUUUUUUGCCUUUUUAGGUGGAGCCAUGUUUUGCCUUCUUGCCAGCAGUGCAUGCCACCUUCUAUCGUGCCACUCCCGGCGGGUUGCAUACAUAAUGCUGCGCCUUGACUAUGCUGGGAUUGCUGCCCUCAUCACAACAUCCUUCUACCCCAUGGUGUACUACUCUUUCAUGUGCAACCCUUUCUUCUGCAACCUCUACCUCGGUUUCAUAACCGUUCUUGGUGUAGCCACCAUCUGUGGCUCGCUCUUUGAAGUCUUCCAAAGCCCAGAGUUCCGGGUUAUAAGGGCAAGUCUAUUUUUUGGCAUGGGCAUAUCGGGGGUGGUGCCUGUGUUGCACAAGUUGGCAGUUUUCUGGAAUCAACCAGAGGCAAUUCACACAACUGGAUAUGAGGUGUUGAUGGGGCUUUCAUAUGGAUUAGGGGCGCUGGUAUAUGCCACAAGAAUUCCAGAGCGCUGGAUGCCUGGAAAAUUUGACAUCGCCGGGCAUAGUCACCAGCUCUUCCAUGUGCUAGUCGUCGCCGGGGCUUACAUACACUACCAGGCAGGGCUGGUGUACCUAAAAUGGAGAGAUAUGGAAGGAUGCUAGCAUUGCUGUAUGAGACAUUAAGCAAUAAAUGGAUAUCCUUGUAGUAGCUCCCCAUGAGCUUGUAGGCUACAAAAUGUAUUCUUGUGGCAGGGCUCAAGUCAAGUAUUUUCCCACUAGCAAUUUUAGCAAAUCUGAAAAUUAUCAAAGAAUUCAAGCUUCUCAUUGUACAAUGUAUCAGCACGUCUUCUGGAAUACAACAGGAAGAACAUCCUGCCUGUUGGUUAGUUCUGAUAUGCAUGAGAAUUUGGUUAAAUGAUCCAAAUAGUAUCUAGUUCUCAGUAUUAC
This is a messenger RNA of Elaeis guineensis (African oil palm), 1663 nucleotides long. RefSeq names its product heptahelical transmembrane protein ADIPOR3. Gene Ontology annotation, cellular component: membrane. NCBI's taxonomy places the organism in Eukaryota, Viridiplantae, Streptophyta, Magnoliopsida, Arecales, Arecaceae. Gene Ontology annotation, biological process: response to hormone. Gene Ontology annotation, molecular function: signaling receptor activity. The record is from RefSeq and is a predicted model, not a curated record.